AACCGAAACAUCAUAAUCAUUCAUAGAUUACUUAUUCAUCAGUUGGAGGACGCGUACAGAAUAUAUAAAAUCUAUAGAUCUAUACAUUUGUUUGUCCUUUAAUUAUUUCCAAUUGCAUUAUCCUCCGAAGUAUAUAAUAUUUAUUAUUCAUUAUCAUUAUGGCAUUAAGAAAUUACUUAUAUGCUAAACACGCAGACGGUGUAACUGCAGCCAGAAUAAAUAAAGUAGAUCCAAAUGAUUCCCGAACUGAACUUAUUCAACAAACCAUAGAAAGUUUCAAUAAUCAUAACCGUCAAUUAAAUACCCAUCAUACUAGUCCAAACCAUCGUAAUAAAUCUCCUGAUCAUAAUAAUUCUAAAAAGAAGAAGAUUAGAGUGGUGCAUGGUCCAUCUCAAUCUAGAAUGAAGAAAACUAAUAUGCAAUUUUAUAAAUCAAAUGAAUCUUUAAAUGAAGUUGAAAGUGUACCUUCUUCAUUUUCAGAAGGAACUGUAACCAAAUCAAAGUGUCAUAGAAAUUCAGACAAUAUCGAAAUGGAAGAUGCACCAACUGAAAAGUGUAAAAAUUGUCCUGACUGUGAGCUGAAAAAGCAUAAACAUGAAGAUGAUGAAGAAGGAACUUCAAGUCCAACUUCUCCUUUAUUAGCUGAACAGACUGUACCUAAAGUUGCUGUUGAGUAUCAUAAUUCUGAUUAUACUACUAUGGCACAAUUACAAUCUCAAAUUACAAGUUUAAGUCUUGAUAAUUCAUCAUCUAAUGAGAUCGAUUUCACUCAUGUUCUAUAAAAUUCUCCCAUCGGGUUUCUUGCAUGUUUUCAUUAGCAUUUAUUUAUUCAAUUUCAGUUCUAUCUAAUAUAGGCAUGGGCGUCUGUUUGUAGUGUACCAUAUA
This is a messenger RNA of Scheffersomyces amazonensis, 885 nucleotides long. RefSeq lists its product as uncharacterized. The transcript has a single exon. Bases 159 to 782 code for a protein of 207 amino acids. The record is from RefSeq and is a predicted model, not a curated record. Lineage: Eukaryota; Fungi; Ascomycota; Pichiomycetes; Serinales; Debaryomycetaceae.